Sodiomyces alkalinus F11 is the source of this 2706-nucleotide messenger RNA. RefSeq names its product chitin synthase. Gene Ontology annotation, molecular function: chitin synthase activity. Lineage: Eukaryota; Fungi; Ascomycota; Sordariomycetes; Glomerellales; Plectosphaerellaceae. The transcript is spliced from 3 exons. The record is from RefSeq and is a predicted model, not a curated record. Bases 1 to 2706 code for a protein of 901 amino acids. Gene Ontology annotation, cellular component: cell periphery; cell septum.
AUGGACCCCCGUGUCCGUCGUUCGCCGUCGCCCGGCCAGCCCAUCCAGCAAGGCUACCAACUGGAGGAUAAUCCCUAUGGCCGCCAGCCCCAGCACCUCGACUAUCCCCAAAUGGGCCCUUCGCCGGGACCUGGCAGGUUCACCCCAAGCGAUCAACUGCAACUCAAUGCCGCUCACUCCGUUGAUAACGUGAGCCACGUUCCGAGCAAUAGCCCCUUUCCCGACCCACGACAACAGCCAUAUCAAGAAGAAUACGCGAUAAACCCAGAGCAACAUCACGAUGCCUACUAUAACCAGCCGUACGAGCCCACCCCCAUGGAAGGCGGCCAUGGCUACGAUCAAACCCCCGGGGGAUACGACUACGAUGACCGACGGCCCAUGCUCCCCCCGCAUCAAGAGUCCCAAACGAGUGAGCCCUAUCUGGAUCAGCCGCCAGCACAACCUGCCGCGCCUAUCAAGAGAUGGAAAACCGUCAAGCAAGUCCUGCUCUACCGUGGAAAUCUAGUCCUUGACUGCCCCGUGCCUCCGAAACUUCUGAACCAGCUGCCCCACGGUGAGCGAGACGAGUUCACCCACAUGCGGUACACGGCCGCCACUUGCGACCCUGCCGACUUUUACGAGGAGAAUUUCACCUUGCGCCAGAAGCUCUUCUCCAAGCCGAGACACACCGAGCUGUUCAUUGUAGUCACCAUGUACAACGAGGACGAGAUCCUCUUUGCGCGGACCAUGAUGGGCGUGUUCAAGAACAUCGAGUACAUGUGUAACCGCAAGGAGAGCAAGACAUGGGGGAAGGACGCCUGGAAGAAAAUCGUCGUCUGCGUUGUCAGCGAUGGCCGCUCCAAGAUCAAUUCGAGGACGAAGGCUCUCCUUGCCGGUAUGGGCGUCUAUCAGGAGGGUAUCGCGAAGCAGCAGGUGAACGGCAAGGACGUGACAGCACACAUCUACGAAUACACCACCCAGGUCGGCAUGCGCAUUAAGAACGACGUCGUCCACCUCAUCCCCAAGCAGCAGCCCGUCCAGGUGCUCUUCUGCCUCAAGGAGAAGAACCAGAAGAAGAUCAACUCCCAUAGGUGGUUCUUUCAGGCGUUUGGUCGAGUAUUGGACCCGAACAUCUGUGUCUUGCUGGAUGCCGGUACCAAGCCGGGGGGCAACUCCAUCUACCACCUCUGGAAAGCCUUCGAUCUUGAGCCCAUGUGCGCCGGUGCUUGCGGCGAGAUCAAAGCGAUGCUGGGAACCGGCGGAAAAAACCUGCUGAAUCCCCUUGUUGCGACACAGAACUUCGAGUAUAAGAUGAGCAACAUCUUAGACAAGCCUCUGGAAUCGGCCUUUGGCUUUAUUUCCGUGCUCCCCGGUGCUUUCUCGGCCUAUCGCUACGUCGCGCUGCAGAACGACAAGAACGGACAGGGCCCGCUGGAGAAGUAUUUCGCAGGCGAAACGCUCCACGGCUCCGGCACCGGCAUCUUCACGUCCAACAUGUACCUCGCCGAGGAUCGUAUCCUCUGUUUCGAACUGGUGACGAAGCGUAACUGUCACUGGAUCCUCCAGUACGUCAAGUCGGCCACGGGCGAAACGGACGUUCCGGAUACCGUCACGGAACUCGUCCUCCAGCGCCGUCGGUGGCUGAACGGCUCGUUCUUCGCCGCCAUUUAUUCCAUCGCCCACUUCUACCAGUUCUUCCGGUCCGACCACUCCAUCCUGCGGAAGCUGAUGCUCUUCGUUGAGUUUAUCUUCCACACCGUGAACAUGAUCUUCGCUUGGUUCGCCAUUGGCAACUUCUUCCUCGUCUUCAGCAUCCUGACCACAAGUUUGGGAAGCGAAAGUUUGCUGGGCAGGACGGGUGAGAUUCUCGGGGUCGUGUUCCUUUGGCUCUACGGUAUAUCGCUCUUCACAUGUUUCGUCCUCGCUAUGGGUAACCGUCCUUCGGGUUCGCGAUGGUACUACACAACGAUGGUGUGGUUCUGGGCGUUCAUCAUGAUAUACUUGAUGUUUGCCGCUAUCUUCAUCUCAGUCAAAGCCAUCAUUGCCGAUGUCAACAACGGCAGGCCUUUCAGCAUCGACGAACUCUUCAGCAACCCUGUCUUCUAUACGCUUAUUGUCUCCGUCAUGUCGACCUACGGCAUCUGGCUCGUGGCCUCGCUCAUCAUGUUCGACCCCUGGCACAUGAUCACGUCUUUCGUCCAGUAUAUGCUCCUCACACCCACGUACACCAACAUUCUCAACGUCUACGCCUUCUGCAACACACAUGACAUUUCCUGGGGCACCAAGGGUGAUGACCAAGCCGAGAAACUGCCUUCCGUCAGCACCAAGGAUGGCUCUGGCAAGACAGAUCUGCCAGACGAAUCGGAUCUCAACGCGCAGUAUGAGCGCGAGUUGGCUGUCUUCUCCACCAAGCCCGCCAAGGUCGUGUCAAACCCGACCGAGGCCCAGAAAGCCGAGGCGCAGUUGGACUACUACCGCGGUGUCCGCUCUAUUGUUGUCCUGGCCUGGAUGAUCUCCAACUUUGGCCUUGCGGCUGUCGUGCUGAGCGCCGCUGGCCUGAAUCGCAUCGAACCCGAGGCCGCGAAUCCCGACGAGGCAGGGGAAGAUCCCAACUUCAGGGCCAACAUCUACAUGACCGUCGUGUUGUGGUCUGUGGCCGGGUUGUCGGCAUUCAAGUUCCUCGGCGCCAUGUGGUUCCUGGUGGUGCGCAUGUUCAGGGGUGUUUAG